AGCUACCUUUUAACUCAGGGGAAAUGUUGUGGUUCCAGUUCUGUGUAAAAAAUGGCAGCUCAGCUGGCCUGACUGUAUGUGAAGGGUUCUUGAAAGCCACCUCUGUAUCAGUGCAGGGAUAAGAGCAAAUUACAUAAUGUUUUUUGGGCAAAAAAAAAGUUCUUCUCAGAUUUUAGUAAUGUCAAGCUCAAUUGUGGCUUUGUUUUGCCCUGCAAGUCUGAGUAUUGUUAUUACUACUGGGGAUGGGGCUGUAUGCCUGUGCAUGCUUCGUCCGUAUCGGUGUGCUUCCAUUGGUCACCCAGAACUGAUCUUCUUGUUUUGUGGAUAGUUCAUUGUAUUUCUUCAAUCAGUUUACCACCGAUUUAUUUAAAGUAGCCAUAGUAAGUGACAGAAACAAUGUGUGUGCAAGCCUAUGUAUUCCUCGAGUGAAUCUCACUGUUAUCAUAGUGAUAAUCUGUAUGUGUUGGUGCUGUGGAUACAUACAUUGAGUACUGACAUUGCUUUUUCUGUCUCCAUCUUCAUCCUUUCUGUAUCGUGCUAUCCCAACCCAAAUGUUUGGGCAUGCAUAACAUCAGCAUUUGUGUUUAAUAUCCCUGAAAUGCACAGCAACAUAGGAACGGUGCAGGACUGAGGAGAGUAAAUAUGCAUAAAAUUGGAAUCUCCUUUGGUUAUUUUACUUUGUUAGUUAUGCAUGUUUGGCAUGUAUGAGAGAGAGAUAUGUAUUUGACAGACCUCAGAGUUAUUUGUGUUUGUUUACAGAAAUUUACAUUCUGUAUUUGAAAUCACUCUAGCUCCUGUGUAUUUGGUCAUUAAAAUCUUUCAUGUUAUUUUAAAUUCAGUGCUUGUAGUUUAUCUAUAAUCCUUGGCAGGUACAGUAGCUCAGUGGAAUACAAUUUUUAACCCAAAUAAUGUUUUUGGAACAAUGACAACUGAAAAACGUUUUCUUUUUUUUCUUUCCUUCUUUCUUCUUUAGAUUCUUUAUCUUUGUUCAGGAGCCUAAGGUUGCUUGCUGAUCACAAGAAGAUGUUUCUGUGGCUCUUUCUGGUUCUGUCAUCUCCAGUUUCUUCUACAACUGCAGAUGCUGAUAUAUCUGUGGAAAUUUGCAAUGUUUGCUCCUGUGUGUCAGUUGAGAAUGUACUCUAUGUCAACUGUGAGAAGGUUGCAGUCUACAGACCAAAUCAGCUUAAACCACCAUGGUCUAAUUUCUACCACCUCAACUUUCAGAACAACCUGCUAAUUAUUCUAUAUCCAAAUUCCUUUCUUAAUUUUACACAUGCAGUGUCCUUGCAACUGGGUAAUAAUAAGUUACAGAAUAUUGAGGGAGGGGCCUUUAUGGGUCUCAGUGCAUUAAAACAGUUGCACUUGAACAACAAUGAAUUAAAGAUUCUCCGAGCUGACACUUUCCUUGGCAUAGAGAACUUGGAGUAUCUCCAAGCUGACUACAAUUUAAUCAAGUUUAUUGAACGGGGAGCCUUCAAUAAGCUUCACAAGCUGAAAGUCCUGAUCCUUAAUGACAAUCUGAUUUCAUUCCUUCCCGAUAAUAUUUUUCGAUUUGCUUCUCUAACCCAUCUGGAUAUACGAGGGAAUCGAAUACAGAAGCUUCCAUACAUUGGAGUUCUGGAACACAUUGGUCGCAUUGUCGAAUUGCAGCUGGAAGACAACCCCUGGAAUUGUACUUGUGAUUUGUUGCCUUUGAAAGCGUGGCUGGAGAACAUGCCCUAUAACAUCUACAUUGGAGAAGCGAUCUGCGAAACACCCAGUGACUUGUACGGAAGGCUGCUGAAAGAAACCAACAAGCAGGAGCUGUGCUCCAUGGGGACAGGGAGUGAUUUUGAUGUGCGCAUUCUGCCUCCCUCGCAGCUGGAGCCCGGUUACAGCACACCCAACGGCCACACCACUCAAACAUCAGUGCACAGAUUAGUCACAAAGCCGCCAAAGACUACAAACCCUUCGAAGAUUUCGGGGAUAGUGGCAGGCAAAGCGUUAUCUAAUCGCAAUCUCAGUCAAAUCGUAUCUUACCAGACCAGGGUGCCUCCUUUAACGCCUUGUCCAGUCCCCUGUGUUUGCAAAACGCAUCCUUCAGACUUGGGAUUAAGUGUAAAUUGCCAAGAAAGAAAUAUAGAGUCAAUGGCCGAACUCAUACCAAAACCUUUAAAUGCCAAGAAACUGCAUGUAAAUGGCAAUUAUAUUAAGGACGUGGACACGACAGAUUUCAUUGAGUUUGAGGGGCUGGAUUUGCUACAUUUAGGCAGCAAUCGGAUUUCGGUGAUAAAAGGAGAUGUUUUCCGCAACCUUACAAAUUUACGGAGAUUGUAUCUCAACGGCAAUCAGAUAGAACGCCUGAGCCCAGAAAUGUUUGCUGGCCUCCACAACUUGCAAUAUCUGUAUUUGGAAUACAAUGUUAUCAAAGAAAUCCUAGCAGGCACUUUUGACUUAAUGCCAAAUUUGCAGUUGCUCUACCUGAACAACAACCUUCUCCGAAGCUUGCCAGCGUACAUUUUUGCUGGUGCACCACUUGCUAGACUGAAUCUGAGGAACAAUCAUUUCAUGUAUUUACCUGUAAGUGGCGUUCUUGAUCAGCUAAAAUCUCUUACACAAAUUGAUUUGGAAGGUAAUCCAUGGGACUGCACUUGUGAUUUAGUUGCUUUAAAACUGUGGCUUGAAAAACUAAAUGAGGGUAUUGUAGUGAAGGAAUUGAAAUGUGAAACACCUGUACAGUUUGCUAACAUUGAACUUAAGUCUCUGAAAAAUGAGAUCCUCUGUCCUAAGCUUCUAAACAAGCCAUCUGCUCUGUUCACCAGUCCUAUGCCCCCUAUUACUUUUACGACGCCACCGGGACCAGUUCGGAGUCCUCCUGGUGGCCCAGUUCCAUUGUCCAUCCUAAUCUUAAGCAUAUUAGUUGUGCUUAUUUUAACGGUGUUUGUUGCUUUUUGUCUUCUUGUUUUUGUGCUUCGGCGCAACAAAAAACCAACUGUAAAGCAUGAAGGGAUUGGGAAUCAAGAAUGCAGUUCUAUGCAACUGCAGCUAAGAAAGCACGAUCACAAGUCAAACAAAAAAGAUGGACUAGGUGCAGAGGCCUUCAUUCCGCAAACCAUUGAGCAGAUGAGCAAAAGUCAUACCUGUGGCUUAAAGGAGUCUGAAACGGGCUUCACGUUUGCUGACCCACCAGGGCAGAAAGUCAUUCUGAGAAAUAUUAAUGACAAGGAGAAAGAUUUAUUGCAUGUGGAUACCAGAAAAAGACUUAGCACAAUCGAUGAACUGGAUGAGUUAUUCCCUGGGAGGGAUUCCAAUGUAUUUAUUCAAAAUUUUCUUGAAAGUAAAAAAGAAUACAACAGCAUAGGGGUCAGUGGCUUUGAAAUACGUUAUCCAGAGAAACUACAAGACAAAAAAAACAAGAAGUCUCUAAUAGGUGGUAAUCAUAGUAAAAUUGUAGUAGAACAAAGGAAAAGUGAAUAUUUUGAACUGAAGGCUAAACUUCAAGGUUCACCAGACUACCUACAAGUCCUUGAAGAACAAACAGCUUUGAAUAAAAUAUAGGUCAUACAAUCUUAUUGCCUACAGAGGACAUUUAUUUAAUGAUGAAAGUGCCUUUUGUUGACUUUUAACUUCCAAAUACUAUAUUAUAUUGAUAGGCAUAGAGGCAGGUGUAUCCAAGGGUGUCUGAUUAACUGUAGCUGCAUAUGAUUUCUCAAGUAGAGGAGAAUUUCCUUAAUAGAUUUUACUACAUAAAGCUCAUGCCCUGUGGAAUCCUGUAGGGAUACUGCAAACUCUAUUGCCAAAGGGAUGCUUUAUACACGUUACACUGAAUUUAACCUCAAGAGGCAUAUAUGUUUUGUACCUUAAAUGCAAAACCAUCGUCUCCUUGUGAUUUGUUAGAACAAACACAAGAAACCUGGUACUGGUAUUUGUACCUCAGCUGGGUCCUUCAUCCUGCACGUGGAUUUAAGUUGGUGGAACUGGAGUAAUCCUUUGAUUUGUGGUGUUGUAAUGGCACUGUUUAAAGAUUAUCUGGAAAGUAACAAGCAUGCAAAGAGAGAACAUUCGAUAGUAUGUGUAAAUUGGUUACAUUUAUGGCCUGCAUCUUGAAACCACUGGAAUUAUAAUGUUAAAUUGUGCAAAUAUUUGUUUAAAAUAUACCAUGCAUUACAUACCUAUGAAAUAAAUUUGACCACUUGAAGCAUACAUGUCUAUACAUAAAAUUAAAGAAAAAAGAAAGAAAGUAGUUCAACCUGACUUCUGCAGUAUUUGUGGCAUCUGAAGAAAAUAUUUGAUGUUUAUGCAGAAUCUGUCUUAAGACUUAUCUCCAACUAAAACUAGAGUUCCUUCUCAGUUAUGUGAAACACUUGCAACCCCAACAGGUUGUCCAAAAUUGUCAGAGUGCUUACUGUGUGAGCGUAGCAGAAAUUAUUUUUGUAAUAUAAUUCAUAUUUAUGAAAUACUUUGUAUACUAAAUAGGAAAAAUAUGUACUCCUUAAUAUGUAUUUAAUAUGCCUGACUUGUUUUCCUGAUCACAAUGCAUUAAUCAUUCAGUAUAAAUAAAACCAGAACAAUAUACCAAACAGAAACUGGGGCUGUAAUGUAUAGAAUUAUCCAGAAUUAAGUGAUCAGAUAUAAUAAUAAUAAAAUUGUUCUGUACUAUUCUUGUGAAAUUAGCAUAUUAUCUUAUUUCAGAUUUGUUACCAAUGGUGCAUUUUAAAAUAGAUUCAUUAGUUUUUUAGUAUUGUGUCUCAGGCAAUUAUUUGCCAUCAGUUGUCUUGCUUUUCCAGGUUCUACAGGUUAAUCUAAAUAGUUUUCACUUCAAGUAUUUACAGGAAUUCAUGGUAAGGGUAAUAUUUUAAUUGUAUAUGCAUAAGUUUUCUGUUCGUAUAUCUGUCUGGCUGCUGUCAGUCAGAAAAAAUUGAUCAGAACAGUGAACAAUAUGGCAAAUCAUGUCUGUUUAAAACCACAGUGUAAAAUGAAUACAGUGGUCUCAGUUCAGAAUAUUGUGUAGCUCAUAUCUACAGAGUAAAAACUUGCCUUUGUGAAAGUUGAAUCUGAAUAGCUGGGAAAAAAAAAAAGUAGGAGAAUGGAAAAUCCACACUUGUGUCUCAGUGAUAGAUGUUACCUUGAGAUGAGAAUGGAGAUAUAUUGGUAAAGCAUCAUACAGCAAAUCUAUACUGUCAGAUUAACAAAACUUUGACUUGAAAAGGAAAAUUUUCAUUCAUUUCAAGGGUUUUUGUAUAAGACCCUCUCUCUCCUUUGCUUCCAGAACCUUCCCACACACAUGUACCUUUUAUAAUGAAUACAUCAAUCAGUUAAGAUUAGUAGGGUAUAAACAUGAAUGUUUCUAAUGAAUUUGAAACUAGCAAAUAUUAGAGCAAGACCCAAUAAUAAUACUGUGGAGAAGGCUGUGUCAGCUAUUUCCAUUAUAAACCUCUAAUUUCAAGGGUUUAUGACAUUGCUGUGAAUCUUUUUUUCAGGAAUUAUAUUUGGCAAACAGCCUGCAGUAUAUUUUUAACAAAGUUUACAAAAAAAAAAAAAUUGCACUGCUUCUAUAUUUAAGAGACAGCAAAACAACAACAUUUUUCUACUUUCAGAAUUUGUUUAUGCUCUUCUAACUUAGAAAUAGGUUUUAUUCUUUUUCUCCAUACUACAAAGUAUAUACAUUAUUUCAGUUAAUAAAAUUAUAAUAGAUAAAUUAAUGGCUGAGUUUCUUUCAAAAAGCUGCUGCUAGCCAUGCACAACAAUUGGUUUCAUGCAGGAUGUCAUAGGGAUUUUCAGGACAUGGAUUCUAUGUACAUACAUGUUUCUAGCAUAAAAAGUUCUUGGUUGACCAAUGAUACAAUACAUGGCCAAGAACUGAAUAAGAACAUUUGAGCUUAUUGUGUCAAGAGUCUGUGGUUUAAAGAGUGUGCACUGACAUGAUAACCUUAGAGCGGCUCCAUCAGUAGGCUAAGAAUAAUGGGUGCUAAACAGGGCUGCAGGGCUUCAAGGAUGUGUAAAGGUUCACUGGGAUUUGGCAAAGCAUAAGGCUACUGAUGCUUUAGUACAUUGUCAGAGACUAUCAAAUUCCCAUAUCCCACUCUUGAGAGGCAUGUGUUAAAAAUAGUAAAAAAUAGCAAAUGAACUAAUACUUUUAAGUGAUGUUAAAACUGUUGUGCUUGUGACACAUGUUGCCCUGAGUUCAAAGAGCAAUGCUAAAUGAUCAUACCUUCCUCAGCUACGAAUUGAGGGGUUUGGUUUUGUUUUGUGUCAUGAUUUGGUUGGUUUGGGUUUUUUUGGUGGUGAGGUCUUCUGUUCGCUGAUGAAAAAGAGGAAGAACUGAACCAUUACAUUGUACCAUUCCAUUGGGUCAGAUUUUCCUGCUCAUUGAAGUCCCAAUCCAGUAAAGCAUUUAAGUUCAACCUAAAUCAUGUGCAGAAGUACUAUGCAUGAGCUAAUAAUUAAAGACCAGCCCAAGAGUGGGGCUUAGAGUUUUGUCAUUGAAUUCAAAAAAACCCAGCUCAAAACCAUUGUAUGUAAUACAUAGAGUCCAGUGACUCUUUUGGGAUUAUGCUGUUGAGUGUAGGUUCACCAGCAUCAGUAAAGGUUACACAAUCUGGACCUUCCUGUAGAAAUUGUUCCCAAGUGUUUUACAUACAUGGUGCAAUACGUAGGCAUAAUAGUGUGAGUGAAGAACGCAGAAGUUGGCAAGACACUCUAUUUCUGUGACAUUGUUACUUUGAAUGACAACCUUAAUGCCAGUCUAUUUCCUCCAUGUGUUGAAACAGAGUAUGUGUCUGCACAGCAGUUUUAGUGUAAUGUCCAUUCAAAUCUAUAGUCAGUCUGUCUGGAAGGGUGACUCCUCAGAUGUGACUUAACAGAUCCGUCUGUUCAUGAUACUGGUUUGAGUGGUCAUGCUUGUAAAAUGACUGCUAAGACCCAUAGACAUAAAUUAAAUCAGUGAAGGUGUUAACAUAACCUGUUGUCUUCAUUGUACUAUAAAGAAGUUUCCAUUUUUAAAUAAAAUCAAUAAAGUAUAAUCGUUUCCUUGAAAAAGAAAAAAUUUGUGCAAUUUUAUCAGAAAGCAACUACCACGGUGCAAGAACACAAGACCAUUAGAUGACUUACAUUUUGCAUUUAGUGUUCAAGAUUGACAAUAAUAUAGAAAUCUAGUACAAAAGUUUUUUGGUUUUUGUUUGGUUUUUUUUUUAAAGCCAUAAUGACAAAUUAUAAAAGGCAUGGCCUUGUGAACAAUGUUAACAAAUGCUUCAGAAUCAACAAAACACAUCCAGAACUUGAUGGUGGUAUAUUAUCUAUAAUAUCUUUUGCAUGGUUUGUACAUUGAUAUUGUAUGAAAUGAGCACAGUGAGAUUUAUUUUUUUUUGGUUGCAUCCAAAGAGUUAGGAAGGAAAUAUGACAAGAAUGUAUUUAUAAUCACUCUAUUUUGAAAUAAAGUAAAGAAAACAAAAUGUAUUGGUUUUACCCUGCUUCGAUCAUUACUAUUAUAGAUUAGUUUAUAAUUGAGAUAGUUACUUAUAACAUCCCGUUUAAUGUAAAACACAGAAAGCUGUUGUUUAUGAAUUUUGUUUGCCUUCAGCAACAUCAAAAUAUUAGCAAAUGUCGACUUAAAAAUUUGUAUGAAAUAUUAAUAAAAUCGUUUGGUACUAUUGUAUUUCUGAAACUAGACUUUUUUAAGUGCCUGUAAUAUUCUCUUUUGGAUCAUUUGUAUAUGUAUGAAAGAGAAUCUAUGACGUAGUUAAACAGUAAUGCUUUCUAACCACCCUGACAAUUUGUUGUUAUUUUUUGUGGCAGUUUUUCCCAUCUUCUGUCUACCAAAAUCCUCCUUGCCUCUGUUUUACAAAUAGUCCCUCCAAAGUCAGUGACAUUUUUUUGCAUUACUAACACAAGCAGAAUUUAGUUUUUAGUUGGAUUUGGAGAUCUUCAGCACAGAAAUGCUUAGAGGAACAAUCAUGUAAUGCUAGGGGCAUUUGUUUUGAUUCUGCUCCCUUCUCAUUAAUCAUUUUGGAUAAGACACGAUUUUUCAGAGGAAAGAAAAGUUGUUUAUCCUUAGCAAAAAGAAAAAUAACAAUUCAUAUACCAUUUCAAUUUGUUAGGUUAGUUUUAUAAAUGAAAGUUGAAAAGAUGUCUUUAGAUAGUUGUAACUUCCAAAUUUAGAUUUGAUAGUAAAAAUGUUUUACGAAGCCUUAUAAAAGCCUUCAUGGGAGGCGAGAAGAGCAGGAACAGAAUUACAUCUAGAUUAAACAUACCCUGUUGUGUAGGAUUUAACAUGCAUUAUAGUGGUGGUGAAUGAGAAUAAGAAUGUGAUAUGGACUAGAAAAUCAGGACUUGAUUCAGAUUUUUUUUUCACUGCCAGUUGCAGUGUAACGUUAGGAGCAAACGCACAGCAUUAAUUGAAAAAGGCCUAUGUAUAUAUUCCAUAGAAUUUCUUUCUAAAGAAAAACUUGAAAAUGAAGAGUAAUUAUUCAUGUGUUGAAAAUGUGUGCACCAAUUUCCUGAAUGUAGAGGAACUUGAUCGCUUUCUGUUAGUAAGUUUUUCCAUUACUUAAUCUUUAUUUCUACUUGUAAUUCAUUCAUCCUUAUGUAUUCUGAUUGAUGCUGUGUUGAAAAAUAAAGAUAGGAAUGUUAAUGCUCAGGGACAAACUCAUCUCAGAAAUUUAUCAAUGUAAAUCCAGACUUAACAGACUUCAAUGGCAUCAGAUCAGCCUUACCCUAGUGAACACAAAAGCAUCAAUUUACCAUAUUAGGUGAGCUGAUCUAUCUGCUAUUGAAAUAAAAAAUAAGUAAUUUUUUACUUGAAAUAAAAUGUAAUCUUGCUUUAUGCUCUGUUGAUUUGUGUGGUAAAGCUGUUACUAGUUUCAAAUAACUAUAGGGCAGAAUAUAGAGUAGGUGCAGUCCUGUGUCCGUUUGAUGUCAGUGGAACUCUACAGUGGUUCAAGAGCUGUGAGCAUCCUGUAGAUGUACUACAGAUACAAAACUAUAUGUGUUUGCCGGUUUCGUACAUAGACUUGGGAUAUACAUCUCAUAAAAUAAAAAAUGCUAUCUUAACAAUACAAUUUAUUUUCUCCAUAUAAUGGAACAAACUUACCAUGUUCUUCUUUCUCAUUAAGUAGGGACUUUAUUGAAAUAUAUUUAUUUUACUUUUAAUUUUAUUCAUAUUCAUUAGGUAUUGAGAUAUUUAUUGUCUGAAAACAGUACCUUUUGGGCAGUCUGUUAUUCUUAAAAUGCCAGUUACGAGUAACAGGCUGAUGCUGUAUUAUGUUGAUUUUCCAUUCUCUUGCUGGGAAUUCUGAUAGUCAUUUAACACUAAAUAAUUUCUUAAAAGCUCACAUAAUAAUCAAGUAAAAAAAAGAGACCUAGCUGAUACGAAAUCUGAUUUUUUGUAUGUGUGUACGUGAAGGCUUAAAAUACUGUAAAUCAACUCUGAUUGUCCCUUUGGUAUUUGCUUAACCAGAAAACAAAAGGUGAUCUCUGUAUGGUUUAGUAGUAUUUUUGCAUAUGUGCAUUAACAAGUCUUCCUCAGUUUCCCUCAUCCACAAACAUUUAAUUUCUUGAUUUAAUUUAAUGUAAUUUCCUAGAAAUUACCUUCCAGGGCAUCCUUCCAUUUCAUGCUCUCACUUCACCUUCAACGUGCCCAGUCCCUUACAGCUGAAUGUUUGUCUAGACACUUGAUUAAUAGUAGUUUCCAAAGAGGGAAAGGAGUAGGAUUUAUCUAUUUACAAAAACCAGCUAAAAAAAUGCUAACUGUAGGAGAUUGUCCUGGAUGGUUUCUGAGUCAUGUCAGAUGAUGUAGAAUCCAAAACAGAGGAGUAGGAAAUAUUUUAAGCUUCCGUUAGGAAGAUUCAUGCUGGGCUUUUGAAGCUGGACAAUCAUGGCUUUUCCCGACCGUAAGGUGUACAGUGUGAAGUAUAUGGGAUUCUGUGAACUCAGUCCUGACAGUCAGGCUGUGGGCUAGGUCCUGUAGACAUAUGCACCCACUUACCCAGACUAGGUUUUGGUGUCACUAUUCACUGAAAAGUCUUGGACAAAUCAUUCAGGUUAAACCAGAUGUUUUACGUAUUUCUUAACAAGGUUUUUAACUGAGGUGUGGGUUCACUUGUGUGUACACUGGAUGCUAUUUGGGUAUGGAGGUUAGUCCAUACGUAAUGUUUGUUGAGCACUUUCUUUGGUAGAGUCUCUCUUUGUGAGAUACAUUAGUGCUCACAUCUGAGAUGCUGCACAGUCAUUACAUCUCAGUGAGCCAAGUCACAAAGGGCAGAGCAUUUUGACAGAUUUUGAGCUCUUCACUGCAAGAAACUACAGAAAAUUAUGUACCAUACAGCAGAUUUCCUUGCUCCCUGGGAGAAUCUCAUAGACACUCUGAGUCCUUUUUGGCAGAGUAUUCUUCUUAUCUACAUAUCACAAAUAAGACUCCAGGUCACCAGUCUGCUAUAUGUAUAGUCUGUGUUUGUUUAUACCCAAAACGAAUUCAGUGGAGAAGGGUGGGAGAAGAACUUUAAUUCUUUUCUGAAAAGCAAAAUGGCCUAAAUCUGAUUUUUUUCAGGAUUGACAGAGAAAAAUACAGGUAUUUUAAAGAAUUGUCACAUUGUUGGGCAAUAUCUGUAUUUAGAAAGUCUGCAUUUAGGAAGUAUUUUACUAAGAGAAAGAGAAAGCAAGCAGUUGGGGUAAUAUUUUUAGCAUACAGCUUUUCAGCUUGUUCCAUUCUUGGGUUAGUAUAUGCCCUGAGAGCCAAGGGACUCACGUGUGUGGCUCAGGCCACAGUUUAGCUGCAAAGAUACAUCCUAAAUGUCUUGCUGCCUUUUGUGUGGUAGAAAUGAAAUGCAAGGUUUUGAACGUUCCCUCUCUUAUUUGCUUUAAUGGAAGCUGGAUCAGUUAGUGUUCUUCAGGACCAGUCUUUAAGCUCCUGUUGAGGUGUUUCUACAAUUUGAUGAAAUUAGCAACACGAGUACAAAUGUCAUACAAGGGGGUGAUGCCUUCGGAUGGGAUUAACACUUUGAAAUAAUUGGGGUUCUUAGUGUCUCUUUCUUAAAUAUUUCCAUGUGGUUGCACUGUUUUAUCCUCAUGAAGAUUGUUACUUUGGGGAUCAGUUCAAUAAAUUGGUAGUUUUACAAAUGUGAUCAGGAGAUUGUAUCCAAAUGUACAGCAAAAAACUUUGCUUUUAAUUCUCUUCAUUUUCUAAGAUGUAA
Messenger RNA from Athene cunicularia (burrowing owl), 11165 nucleotides. RefSeq names its product SLIT and NTRK like family member 4 (gene SLITRK4). The transcript has a single exon. Gene Ontology annotation, molecular function: protein binding. Bases 1024 to 3537 code for a protein of 837 amino acids. The record is from RefSeq and is a predicted model, not a curated record. Gene Ontology annotation, cellular component: glutamatergic synapse; membrane. Gene Ontology annotation, biological process: axonogenesis; regulation of presynapse assembly; positive regulation of synapse assembly. NCBI's taxonomy places the organism in Eukaryota, Metazoa, Chordata, Aves, Strigiformes, Strigidae.